Molecule: messenger RNA, 736 nt
Organism: Scophthalmus maximus (turbot)
Lineage: Eukaryota; Metazoa; Chordata; Actinopteri; Pleuronectiformes; Scophthalmidae
Gene: fabp4a
Product: fatty acid binding protein 4a
Exons: 4
Coding region: 94-498 (134 amino acids)
Biological process (GO): fatty acid transport
Cellular component (GO): nucleus; cytosol
Molecular function (GO): fatty acid binding
Source: RefSeq, a predicted model, not a curated record
AGCCCGCUCCCACACCGGAGCAGAGUUGAAUCCGGAGUCAGUCCACUGAGGAGCCGCACCAGUUGAGGAUAUCACACACCGACCACCGCGAACAUGGUCGAGAGUUUUGUUGGGACGUGGAAGAUGAUCUCCAGCGAGAACUUCGACGACUACAUGAAAGCAGUCGGUGUGGGCUUCGCCACCCGCCAGGUGGGGAACCGGACCAAGCCCAACCUGAUCGUGAGCGUGGACGAGCAGGGGGUCGUGUGCAUGAAGUCCCAGAGCACCUUCAAAACCACCGAGGUCCGCUUCAAGCUCGGCGAGCCCUUCGACGAGACCACCGCCGACGACAGGAAGACGCGGACCGUGGUGAGCCUGGAGAACGGCAAGCUCGUGCAGAAGCAGAGCUGGGACGGCAAGGAGACGACCAUCGAGAGGGAGAUCGCAGACGGAAAAUUAAUAGCGAAAUGCAUAAUGGGGGACGUGAUCGCAGUGAGGACGUACAUGAAGGAGGCGUGAUGGGGGGGGGGUCCCCUACCCUCAGCCCCCCUCGCCCCUCGGACGCGUUGCUGGACGACAGGCUCAGUUCAAUGAGCGUAACACCAAGCUGAAGUGACGGCACGUUUCUGCUCCUCCCGCUCCUGUUCACUGUGCUCUCCGAAAAUCACAUUUCUGUGCUUCUGUUCUCCAACAUGACCCGUUUGGUUUCAUUUGGAAUUUGUUGUGGUGAAUUUGAAUAAAAACGAAUGAAAAAUUU